AUGACAUUUUUUAAUUUACUUCGCAUUAAAAAUCUAUCAAAAAUUGUUAACAAAACGAAUAUUUGCCAUACGAAAACAUAUUCUUCACAUGUUAAAUAUGCAGAGCAUAAACCAUUGGAAAAAAUUAGAAACAUAGGUAUUUCAGCUCAUAUAGACUCUGGUAAAACUACUCUUACUGAGCGAAUAUUAUUUUACACAGGAAGGAUUGAUGUUAUGCAUGAGGUAAAAGGGAAAGACAAUGUUGGUGCAGUGAUGGAUUCAAUGGAGCUAGAACGACAGAGGGGUAUCACAAUCCAAUCAGCUGCUACAUACACUAUAUGGAAAGAGCAUAAUAUCAAUAUCAUCGAUACACCAGGCCAUGUUGAUUUCACAGUAGAGGUUGAAAGAGCUUUAAGGGUUUUGGACGGUGCCAUAUUGGUUUUAUGCGCAGUCGGUGGAGUUCAGAGUCAAACACUUACCGUCAACAGACAAAUGAAACGUUACAAUGUGCCUUGCCUCGCAUUUAUAAAUAAAUUGGAUAGAUUGUCUGCUAAUCCAGAAAGAGUGCUAAAACAAAUGCGUUCGAAACUAAAUCAUAAUGCCGCCUUUCUGCACUUGCCUAUUGGUCUAGAAAAAGAUUGUCAAGGUAUACUAGACCUAGUUGAAGAGAAGGCAAUGUAUUUUGAUGGUGAUUAUGGUGAGAAGGUCCGCUUGGAUGAAAUACCGCAAAACUAUAGAGUUGAAGUAAAGGAAAGGCGUCAUGAACUAAUAGAACAUCUAUCUAAUGUGGAUGACAAAUUGGGUGAACUGUUCUUGGAGGAGAAGACGCCCACCAUUGAUGAUCUAAAACACGCAAUACGUCGCUCAACCUUGAAACGAGUGUUCACACCAGUGCUUUUGGGGACCGCCCUGAAGAACAAAGGGGUCCAACCGUUGCUCGACGCUGUGCUGGAUUAUCUACCGCAUCCCGGCGAAGUCGAGAACACGGCCAUUUUAAAUGAGAAGAAGAGUGCCGGCGCGCAAAAUAUACUUCUGGAUCCCGCUAGGAAUGGAGACAAGCCGUUCGUGGGGCUCGCCUUCAAAUUGGAACUGAGCAAGUUCGGCCAAUUAACCUAUCUCAGAUGCUACCAGGGUAUGCUGAAGCGUGGCGAAAAUAUUUAUAACGCCAGGACCGGGAGAAAGGUCAAAAUCUCCCGCUUGGUUAGAAUGCACUCUAACAAUAUGGAGGAGGUGAACGAGGUGCUGGCCGGCGAUAUAUUCGCACUUUUCGGCGUCGACUGCGCCUCCGGAGAUACGUUCGUCAACGACGUGAAAUUGGACCUGUCGCUGGAGUCGAUCCACGUACCCGACCCCGUGGUGUCGAUGUCGAUAAAGCCGAAGAACAAUAAGGAUAGGGACAAUUUCUCCAAGGCUGUCGCGAGGUUCACCAAAGAGGACCCCACUUUCCACUUCCGCUACGACGGCGACAACAAGGAGACAAUUGUAUCGGGCAUGGGCGAGCUCCAUUUGGAGAUAUACGCGCAGAGGAUGGAGAGGGAAUACAACUGUCCCGUUGAGCUGGGCAAACCUAAGGUCGCUUUCAGGGAAACAAUGAUGUCACCGUGCCAAUUCGACUAUCUUCACAAGAAGCAGUCCGGUGGUGCCGGCCAGUACGCCAGGGUCAUCGGAAUCAUGGAACCGCUUCCGCCGCAACAAAACACAAUGCUCGAGUUUGCGGACGAAACGGUGGGCACGAACGUCCCGAAGCCGUUCGUGCCCGGCGUGGAGCGCGGCUUUCUGGACACGUGCCAGAAGGGCUUCCUCUCCGGCCACAAGGUGUCCGGCGUUAAGUUCCGGCUGCAGGACGGCGCCCACCACAUCGUGGACUCCAGCGAGCUGGCCUUCUUCCUCGCCGCCAAGGGCGCCGUCAAAGAGGUGUUCGAGGACGGCGCGUGGCAACUCCUGGAGCCGAUCAUGUUCGUGGAGGUGAACAUGCCCGAGGAGUUCCACGGAACAGUGGUGGGCCAGCUGAACAAGAGGGGGGGCAUCGUCACUGGCACCGAGGGCUCCGAAGGGUGGACGACCAUCUACGCGGAGGUGCCGCUCAACAACAUGUUCGGCUACGCCGGCGAGCUGAGAUCGAUGACACAAGGCAAAGGCGAAUUCAGCAUGGAGUACAGUCGCUAUUCACCUUGCUUACCUGAAGUCCAAGAGCAGCUGAUCAGGAAGUACCAAGAAGAAACCGGCACGUUGCCCGAACAAAAGAAGAAAAAGAAU
Iphiclides podalirius (scarce swallowtail) is the source of this 2235-nucleotide messenger RNA. The record is from the annotation of a GenBank genome assembly. NCBI's taxonomy places the organism in Eukaryota, Metazoa, Arthropoda, Insecta, Lepidoptera, Papilionidae.